AUGCGAGCGUGGGUCCUACUCUCCGCGGUGCUCUGGUACCUCACUGGAGCUGGAUGGCAGCGUUCUUCUGAACGUACCGGGAAAGGCCUCAUUUAUGGCAAGCCGGGACACCCAGUGAAAAUAUAUGUAAAAUUACAUCACAGUAGCCCAAUCCUUGCCUGUAUGGAUUUUAAACGUGCUAAAAAAGAAACUGUGGACCCCACCUACUCAUGGAUCGGGCCUAAUGAAAAGCCAUUAACAGAAAAUAAUCAAAUAAAUAUAACUAAAACAGGAAAGCUGAAGAUGGAAGAUUUUCAGGAGGCUUUGUCUGGACUUUACACAUGUACUCUUUCUUAUAAGACUGUCAAAGCAGAAACUCAAGAAGAAACAGUAGUAAAGCAGAGAUACGACUUUAUGAUCUUUGCCUAUCGGGAACCUGAUUAUUCAUAUCAGAUGGCUGUACGUUUUACCACAAAGUCUUGUGAAGGAAGAUACAAUGACCUGCUUUUUAGAGUGCUGAAGAAAAUCUUGGAUAAUUUAAUCUCUGAUUUGUCAUGCCAUGUCGUAGAACCAUCAUAUAAAUGCCAUUUUGUUAAAAUUCCAAAACAUGGCCUUGUACAUGAACUAUUUAUAGCCUUUCAAGUUAAUCCUUUUGCACCAGGGUGGAAAGGUGCAUGCAAUGAUUCUGCUGACUGUGAAGAUAUAACUAAUCAUAAUAUCCUCCAGGCAAGAGAUCGGAUAGAAGAAUUUUUCCGGAGCCAAGCAUAUAUUUACUACCACGACUUUAAUAAAACUAUACCAGCUAUGCAUUUUGUGGACCACAGUUUUCAAGUAGUACGUAUGGAUAGCUGUCGUCCAGGCUUUGGAAAAAAUGAAGGUCUACACAGUAAUUGCGCUAGCUGUUGCGUGGUUUGUAGUCCUGGGACUUUUAGUCCUGAUGUUGAUGUUACUUGUCAGAGCUGUGUUUCCAUCCGUGUUUAUGGAGCUAAAUCUUGCACAUAA
This is a messenger RNA of Neogale vison (American mink), 981 nucleotides long. RefSeq names its product zona pellucida binding protein 2 (gene ZPBP2). The coding region runs from base 1 to 981 and encodes 326 amino acids. The transcript is spliced from 8 exons. Gene Ontology annotation, cellular component: zona pellucida receptor complex; extracellular region; acrosomal vesicle. The record is from RefSeq and is a predicted model, not a curated record. Gene Ontology annotation, biological process: binding of sperm to zona pellucida; acrosome assembly. NCBI's taxonomy places the organism in Eukaryota, Metazoa, Chordata, Mammalia, Carnivora, Mustelidae.